CGACUGCUUUCCACUGACCGUCCUCGCUGCUCUCGUCGUGCUGCUCGCCUAAACCACUGUUGGAAACACUGUUGAUAACCUCCGCUGAGCCGCAAAAAUGGCCGAAGACUUGGUACUCCCGAUCCCGAAUCUCUCUCUGGCACAGGACUACUUCGUCCUCUCCUCGCCAUCCCUCGCGCACCUCCAUGAGAACGCGCGUAAGUCCCUCCUUGAGGGCAUCCAGGCUGACCAAAUGGCACCAUACUACCGAAUAGUCAUCUCGACCUCCGCCUUGCCUCUAGAUCAGUCCCUCCUUGACCGUAUGGAGAAGGAGAACAAGGACGAGCUGGACAAGAUUGAGGAGCGGCUAGAAGAGGCGAAAAAGACUGAGGGCGAAACGGACAUCGCAGACGCACUUCGCGCUCGUGCGAACUACUUGACGAGGAUCGGAGACAAGGACAAGGCAAUUGAGGCUCAGAAGCUCGCGUUGGAGAAGACGCCAGGACUGGGUUCAAGGAUAGACAUCGUCCUGACCCUCAUCCGGAUCGGUUUCUUCUACGGUGACCAUGACCUGAUCACGCAGAACCUGCAGCAGGCAGAAGAACUGGUAGAGAAGGGCGGAGAUUGGGACCGGAGGAACCGUCUGAAGGUCUACCGUGGUCUCCAUCUACUUUCCAUCCGACAAUUCAAGCGUGGUGGCGAGCUGCUCCUCGACGCGCUGUCAACAUUCACGGCGACAGAGCUCAUUUCUUACAACGACUUCGUCGCGUCAACCAUUAUUGCCAAUGUGCUCACCCUGAGCCGACCGGAUCUCAAGAAGAAGCUCAUCGCGGCUCCUGAAGUCAUCCAAGUCCUGCCAGAACUUCCCACACUUUCCGACCUGAUGAAGAAUCUCUAUGAUUCGCAUUACGACAAGUUUUUCGUCGCGCUCGCCGCGCUCGAGCAAACACAUCUCAAGCCCAACCGCCUCCUCGCACCGCACAGCCGCUACUACGUCCGGGAGAUGCGCAUCCUCGCAUAUAACCAGCUUUUGGAGUCCUACCGCAGCCUCACCCUCGACAGUCUUGCCCGGUCGUUCGGCGUGAGCAUCCACUUUGUCGACAACGAGCUCUCGCGAUUCAUCGCCUCUGGCCGACUACACUGUACGAUCGAUAAGGUUAACGGCGUCGUCGAGACCAACCGGCCAUCGGUUAAGAACGCGCAGUACGAGACCGUCGUCCGCCAAGGCGACAUCCUCUUGAACGCGGUGCAGAGACUGAGCAAGGUGUUGUACUGAACGAGCAGUGUACGGACCGACUUUCCACAUGUGUUAUAGAUAGCUUUCGGGGACAAAGGUCGCUAGAAGCUUGACGGAUUGUGAGGGUGCUUCAGUGCACUGCGUACGAGAAUGGCUAAGAUUACAACAUUAUUCCGGUAGUGAUGGCCUUCAUAUGGAUGCAGAGGAAAGUCGCAGGUGAGAGAUAGGAUAAGGGGACGGGUUCAUGGUCGCUUCUGAGGGGGCUCUUCUGGUGGUACGCCCCAAUCUGGGACGCCCUUUGGACGCUGUAUGCGCUUCGGCUCCCAGUCUUCGGCUGCCGUAGAGCUUAGUUUAAAAUACUCCUCCCGGAUGUCGAACUGUUUCCGGUUCUUCUGCAGACCCAACUCUUGCUCCUUAUUCAGUGCCGUCACUUUUUGGGAAUGUAGAUCAUACCGCGUCUGGGUGAACUGCUGCAUGCCGAACGAUGCCCCAACGAUGAGCAGCACGAACGGCACCCCAAACAGGGCCGGAUAUCGCCUAAAGAGCCUGCUGUACGCGGCCUCGUUGAGCGGAUUUGAGGGAAAGGCUGGCAUGGUCGUCCGAGUGCAA
Molecule: messenger RNA, 1825 nt
Organism: Dichomitus squalens LYAD-421 SS1
Lineage: Eukaryota; Fungi; Basidiomycota; Agaricomycetes; Polyporales; Polyporaceae
Product: PCI-domain-containing protein
Exons: 9
Coding region: 98-1255 (385 amino acids)
Biological process (GO): proteasome-mediated ubiquitin-dependent protein catabolic process
Cellular component (GO): proteasome regulatory particle
Molecular function (GO): protein binding
Source: RefSeq, a predicted model, not a curated record